AGUUGACUUUGUAGAGUGUGACUCAAAAGUCGCAUGAAUAGAAGUAAUACACGGAAAAUCUACUUCCGAGAUGAUUCAGUGGAAGAAGAAAUUGAAAGGAAGCGGAAGCAUCAAGCUCCGGACUCCUUCCAAAAUGCCAUUGGACCAAUUAUCGUAGUGGCGCAGUGUCUGGGGAUAAUGCCAGUGAUUGGGAUUCUGACGAAUACCAGAAAUGCCGUAAAAUUCAAAUGGAUGGCUGUUAGAACGAUAUAUUCUCUUCUUGUCCUUACCGGUGGCAUUAGUGAAUUGUUGCUCACUAUCUAUAGAAUUCAUAACUUUGGACUUAACCUAAUUAAUGCUGAAUCAUUGACAUUCUUUUCUAUAACAACGACUGGACAAAUUUUCUUUGUAAAUUUGGCCAGAAGAUGGCCCAAAUUGAUUAGGUGCUGGGAUAGGGCUGAAUCGAUUUUUCUUACUCGACCCUAUAGAACCCACGGAUUGCGCCUUGAUUGUAAAAUGAAGAUCCUUUGCUUUAUUUGGGUUGCACUUGCUGCAUCGGAAUAUUCAGGAUAUGUGACUAUGACUCUAAUUGGCAUUAAUGGUGCAUUAAAUGAGUGUCCCGGUACUAACGUGACCAUUCAAGAGGUUUUCUUUGAAAGUCAACGUACUCACAUCUUUUACUGGAUUCGAUUUCACGACUGGAUGAUUCCCUUUCUACUUCUUAUUAAUAUGAGCCUCACAUUUUGCUGGACUUACCUUGAUCUCUUUAUUAUGCUUGUUGGGAUUUCAUUAGCGGCACGAUUUAACCAAGUUACUGACAGAAUUAAGCGAAUGGAAAACAUGAUAAUCCCAGAAUCGUUCUGGACCGAAAUUCGUAGCCACUAUUUACUUCUGAAUGAGUUAGUUUUGUAUGUGGAUGAUCGUCUUUCCUUAAUUCUUCUUCUCUCUUGCGCAAGUAAUUUAUAUUUUGUCUGUCUACAGUUAUUCAAUAGUUUCACGAGUAACUACUCUGAUGUCAUCUCAACAGUUUUUUUCUGGUACUCUCUGCUAUUCGUUAUGGGAAGAGCAGUUUGUGUUAUCCUUUGCGUAUCUUCAAUAAAUGAGGCUAGCAAGGGUUCUUUGAGGAUCCUAAGAACAAUCCCUACAAAACACUGGAGUAUCGAAUUAGCACGGUUUGCUUCCUCCAUUUCAAAAGACACUAUAGCACUUACCGGUAGAAAAUUCUUUUACAUUACUAAAAGAUUGAUUUUAGUGAUGGCUGGUACGGUUGUGACUUACGAACUUGUGGUAUUUGAUCAAGUCGAUAAAGACAAUGCAUCUGCUGGGGAGACUGGAACCCAUCCUUGCAACUGGACAUUCCGUCAAUAUCAUCUUUGAAAUUUUCGAUCUGUAAACAGGAAUUUAGUCUUCAAGAAAACAACAAUUUUACCAGUAUCAAUGACUUCUUUACUCUUAACUUUAACAUUUAAUUUUACUGGUUUUACCUUUAGUUUUAUUUUUGAUGCAUACUUUACUUAUAAUAGUUAUAGUUACAAUAAAGUAGAGAAUGUAUGUACUACCGAAUGGUACAUCUUGGUGAGCACUUAAGAUGAAAACUCGAAA
This is a messenger RNA of Phlebotomus papatasi, 1581 nucleotides long. RefSeq names its product gustatory receptor for sugar taste 64b-like. The transcript has 5 exons. The record is from RefSeq and is a predicted model, not a curated record. Gene Ontology annotation, cellular component: membrane. The coding region runs from base 34 to 1356 and encodes 440 amino acids. Gene Ontology annotation, biological process: sensory perception of sweet taste; detection of chemical stimulus involved in sensory perception of taste. Gene Ontology annotation, molecular function: sweet taste receptor activity. NCBI's taxonomy places the organism in Eukaryota, Metazoa, Arthropoda, Insecta, Diptera, Psychodidae.